Messenger RNA from Leptonychotes weddellii (Weddell seal), 701 nucleotides. RefSeq names its product IQ motif containing J (gene IQCJ). Lineage: Eukaryota; Metazoa; Chordata; Mammalia; Carnivora; Phocidae. The record is from RefSeq and is a predicted model, not a curated record.
UGUUACCUGCCCAUUUCUGCAUGGCUGAGCAAAUUCACCCGUAAAUCCAACUUUCUCUUCAUUUCCAUCACUAUACGUCUCCAAAUUACAGAGCAUUCGUUCCUGAGCUGGAGAGGUGCCAGAAGUUUCUCAUCUAGCUGUCUGUGGGCUGCCUUUUUCUUUCCCCUCUUUGAGGCUUUCUGAUGCUUAGAGUGAGCUCAACUCAAAGGUUUCCAGCCUCACACUCGCCUUACAUUCCCCCACAGUCACACCAAGCUCUGUGAUUCUGAGGAAAACCGUGUACCAGCAUCCGAUUCACAGUCUCCUUUUACCUGCAGGUGUUCCAGAAACUUCAAAAUGCGUCUGGAAGAAAUGAAAAGAUUGCAGAAUCCUUUAGAACAAGUUAAUGAUGGAAAAUAUUUACUUGAAAAUCACCAGAUGGCCAUGGAUAUGGAGAAUAAUAUUGAAAAAUAUCACCUCAAUCUACAGCCCCUGGAAUCAAAGGUGAAAAUCAUUCAGAGAGCCUGGCGUGAGUACCUGCAGAGGCAGGACCCCCUGGAGAAGAGGAGCCCAUCCCCACCCUCUGUGUCCUCGGAGAAGCUGAGCAGCUCUGUCAGCAUGAACACCUUCUCAGACAGCAGCACACCAAUGAUGAAAAUGAGACCUAAAGAGAUAACUAACUUGCCUUGAGUUACUCAUUGAGCUGGAGCCAUCAUGCUGCA